This is a messenger RNA of Phacochoerus africanus (Common warthog), 1329 nucleotides long. RefSeq names its product zona pellucida like domain containing 1 (gene ZPLD1). The record is from RefSeq and is a predicted model, not a curated record. Gene Ontology annotation, cellular component: cell surface. The transcript is spliced from 10 exons. Lineage: Eukaryota; Metazoa; Chordata; Mammalia; Artiodactyla; Suidae. Bases 4 to 1251 code for a protein of 415 amino acids.
GCAAUGGAACGGAUAUGGUUGCUGUUGUUUCUAACAAUUAGAGUGCUUCCAGGAUCUGCUCAGUUCAAUGGCUACAACUGUGACUCCAACCUCCACAGUAGAUUUCCUGCAGAAAGAGACAUCAAUGUCUACUGUGGGGUGCAGGCCAUUACAAUGAAGAUUAAUUUUUGCACAGUACUUUUCUCCGGUUAUUCUGAAACAGACUUGGCACUGAACGGAAGGCAUGGGGAUUCCCACUGCAGGGGGUUCAUCAAUAAUAACACCUUUCCUGCAGUGGUCAUUUUCAUCAUCAAUCUCAGCACCUUGGAAGGCUGUGGAAACAAUUUAGUGGUAUCCACAAUUCCUGGAGUCAGUGCUUAUGGAAAUGCAACUUCAGUACAAAUAGGAAAUAUUUCAGGAUAUAUUGAUACUCCAGACCCACCAACGAUCAUCAGCUAUCUACCUGGGCUUCUUUAUAAAUUUAGUUGUAGUUAUCCAUUGGAAUACCUGGUUAAUAACACCCAGCUUGCUUCGUCCUCAGCUGCUAUUUCUGUGAGGGAGAACAAUGGUACAUUUGUCAGCACUUUGAAUCUGCUCCUUUAUAAUGAUUCAACCUACAGUCAGCAGCUAAUUAUCCCAAGUAUAGGAUUACCUUUGAAAACCAAAGUAUUUGCAGCUGUACAAGCAACUAAUCUGGAUGGCAGAUGGAAUGUCUUAAUGGAUUAUUGCUACACCACCCCUUCAGGAAACCCAAAUGAUGAUAUUCGAUAUGACCUCUUCCUUAGCUGUGAUAAAGAUCCUCAGACCACCAUCAUUGAAAACGGCAGAAGCCAGCGGGGCCGCUUUUCCUUUGAAGUGUUCCGAUUUGUGAAACACAAGAAUCAGAAAAUGUCCACCGUUUUCCUGCACUGUGUUACCAAGCUCUGCAGAGCUGAUGACUGCCCCUUCCUUAUGCCAAUUUGUGGCCACAGAGAAAGGCGGGAUUCCAGGAGAAGGGCCACUUGGAGCCCCCAGAGCACUUCUGGAAACGCCGUCCUCUCGGCGGGUCCCAUCAUUACUCGGAGUGAUGAGACUCCAACCAACAAUUCACAGCUUGGUUCUCCAAAUGAACCUCCUUUCCAGUUAAAUGCUGUCACCAGUGCACUGAUAUCAGGAAUGGUCAUUCUGGGAGUCAUGAGCUUUUCGCUUCUCACGUGCUCACUGGUCCUUCUGCACAGGAAGGUGCCCACCAGCUUGGUGUUGAAUGGGGUACAAAACCCAGUCUUUGACUGACUGUAACAGGUCCCUGCUCUCUGGAGAAAGCUUCACUGACUCCGCUGUGUGACUGUGGUCAGUGCUCUGUCUACAUUG